Messenger RNA from Populus euphratica (Euphrates poplar), 2120 nucleotides. RefSeq names its product pyruvate kinase, cytosolic isozyme-like. The record is from RefSeq and is a predicted model, not a curated record. The transcript is spliced from 16 exons. Gene Ontology annotation, molecular function: potassium ion binding; pyruvate kinase activity; magnesium ion binding. Bases 237 to 1817 code for a protein of 526 amino acids. NCBI's taxonomy places the organism in Eukaryota, Viridiplantae, Streptophyta, Magnoliopsida, Malpighiales, Salicaceae. Gene Ontology annotation, biological process: glycolytic process.
GCUCCCCUCGGAGCCCAUGGUAACACUACUUGCAAGCUGGAAGAAAUGACGGUCGUCUAUGUCGUUUUCAAUGACAGGAGAAAGAAAACCAUAAAUAAACAAGGAACAGAAGCAGAGAAAAGCAACCUUAAAAUCACGCAAUCUCUGUUAAAAUCACCAUCCUCUCUCCUUCUGGAAACCCUGCCCCCGCUCCCUCUCUCUCUAUCUUCUUCAGAGUCUUCUCUUCUGAUCAAAAAAUGAACCCGCACUUGAACCUUGAAGAGAACAUGAAGUUGGCUUCAGUUCUUGAGCCAUCAAAACCUAGUUUCUUUCCUGCAAUGACAAAGAUUGUCGGCACACUUGGUCCAAAAUCUCGGUCUGUCGAGAUAAUAUCUAACUGCUUGAAGGCAGGAAUGUCUGUGGCUCGGUUUGAUUUUUCAUGGGGUGACACUGAUUACCAUCAAGAGACAUUGGAUAAUCUGAAGAUAGCUGUCAAGAGUACCAAGAAACUCUGUGGGGUUAUGCUUGAUACUGUGGGUCCAGAGUUGCAAGUGAUCAAUAAAAAGGAGAACCCGAUUUCCCUUCAGGAAGAUAGCUUUGUUGUCCUAACACCAGAUCUGGACAAAGAAGCUACUUCAUGUCUGCUACCCAUAAAUUUUACUGGGUUGUCAACGGCGGUGAAAAAGGGAGACACCAUUUUUAUUGGUCAAUAUCUCUUUACAGGAAAUGAAACUACUUCUGUGUGGCUAGAGGUCACUGAAGUCAAUGGAGAAGAUGUGGUUUGCUUGGUAAAGAACUCUGCUACCUUGAGUGGACUGCUAUAUACUUUGCAUGUCUCUCAAAUCCAUAUUAAUCUGCCUACUCUCACUGAUAAAGAUAAAGAGGUUAUAAGUUCAUGGGGUGUUCGAAACAACAUAGACAUCCUCUCACUUUCGUACACCAGGCAUGCAGAAGAUGUUCGUCGUGCUCGUGAAUUUCUUUCUAAACUUGGGGACCUCUACCAGACUCAAAUUUUUGCAAAAAUUGAAAAUGUAGAGGGAUUAACUCAUUUUGAUGAGAUCCUACAAGAAGCAGAUGGUGUCAUCCUUUCCCGUGGAAAUUUGGGGAUAGAUCUCCCACCUGAGAAGGUGUUUCUGUUUCAAAAAACUGCUGUUUUUAAGUGCAAUAUGGCUGGAAAACCUGCUGUGGUCACUCGUGUUGUGGACAGUAUGACAGAGAAUUUGAGACCUACUCGUGCAGAAGCAACUGAUGUUGCCAAUGCAAUAUUGGAUGGGAGUGAUGCAAUUCUUCUAGGUGCAGAGACCUUGCGAGGACUGUAUCCAGUGGAGACCAUCUCUACUGUUGGGAGAAUUUGUGCUGAGGCAGAGAAGGUUUUCAAUUAUGAUUUGUAUUACAAAAGAGCUGUCAAACAAGCAGGAGAUGCAAUGAGCCAUCUGGAAUCUAUUACUUCCACUGCGGUCCGUGCAGCUAUCAAGGUUAAAGCUUCUGUAAUUUUAUGCUUCACUUCCACUGGAAGAGCUGCAAGGUUUAUUGCAAAGUACAAGCCCAUAAUACCUGUGAUAUCUGUUGUUAUCCCUCGGCUGAAGACAAAUCAACUGCGUUGGACCUUUACUGGUGCUUUUGAGGCAAGGCAAUCACUCAUUGUGAGAGGAAUUUUUCCCAUGCUUGCUGAUGCUCGACACCAAGCUGAGUCUACAAAUUCAACAAAUGAAUCGGUUCUGAAGGUUGCUUUGGAUCAUGGCAAGGCACAUGGUUUUAUAAAGCCUCAUGACCGAGUUGUUGUUUGCCAAAAGCUUGGCGAUGCAUACGUGGUGAAGAUCCUUGAGCUUGAAGAUUAAGGUUAUUGCGCAUCUCAUUUCGCUUGAAACCCGUGUUUGGCAGCUUCCGCCUUUAUCGUAUAAAAUAAAAGAACUCGACAUUUGUAAGAGUACGUAGUAUAUACAAGAGGUGGGGUUAGGUUCUUUCUGCUGUGGGCUGGCUAAGAUCAUGGACUGGCCAGCCUGUCGGAAAAGAUAAACAAAAAAUUCAUGACAUUGGUGGUCGAGUAAUUGUACCCUAGGAAGGGUUAUCCUUAUUUUCAUGGUCGGGUAAGGCGUUGUUGUGGUGCUUCGAUGCCUUCAAUAAAUUGAGUUGAUUCCCAA